Austrofundulus limnaeus is the source of this 1315-nucleotide messenger RNA. Its product is annotated as EH domain-binding protein 1. The coding region runs from base 1 to 534 and encodes 177 amino acids. The record is from RefSeq and is a predicted model, not a curated record. The transcript is spliced from 6 exons. Lineage: Eukaryota; Metazoa; Chordata; Actinopteri; Cyprinodontiformes; Rivulidae.
AUGGUUCCGAUUAACAUUUUCAGCCGAGGGCCUCUCCUCUCUGCUCCUCCACUCGUCUUUACUCUUCCCGCACACAGCUACAGAAGUCCUGGAGGGCCCUGUCGAGUUGGAGUGGAGACAGGCGUAACUGAGGCUUUGUUGCUCUGCUUGUAUGGAAACAACAAGGAGGAGGAGGAGGCCAUGAUGCAGGAGUGGUUCAUGCUGGUCAACAAGAAGAACGCCCUGAUCAGGCGGCAGAACCAGCUSUCUCUGCUGGAGAAGGAGCACGAUCUGGAGAGACGAUUCGAGCUGCUGAACAGAGAGCUGAGAGCUAUGCUGGCCAUCGAAGACUGGCAGAAAACCGAAGCCCAGAAGAGACGUGAGCAGCUGCUGCUGGACGAGCUGGUGGUCCUGGUCAACAAACGAGACGCGCUGGUCAGGGACCUGGACGCCCAGGAGAAAGAGGCCGAGGAGGAGGACGAGCACCUGGAGAGGACACUGGAGCAGAACAAAGGCAAGAUGGCCAAGAAAGAGGAGAAGUGUGUCGUUCAGUGAUUGUCAGAGAACAACCAACAGAUGUAGCCGAUGAAAGAAAUGUAUCGUCAGGUUCUUCUGGUUUGAUAGCAGCUUUUAGACCUUUUUAUCCUGACAUGGUUUCUGGUCAAAUUAACCGCAAAGACACCAACUUUAUACCGACUUACAAACACAACUACAUGUUUUAACUGUUAUUUUAAGGCUCUUAUUGAAAACGGUACCUGUGUGGAUUAUCAGUGUAGUUCAGGAGACGAGCGCAGUGAAACCCUUCAGACCGUCACGGCCUCCUGUCCUGUCUGAGGUUCAGCACAACUGGGUUUAACGUCUCUACGACCAAGUUUUGUUUCCUAAAAGAAAAAAAAAAGUCUUUAUGAGAUUCUUCAUUACUUGACUGYGUGUCUUUUAAUUAUAUCACUUUUUACUGUUCAUAAAUCUUUCCUAUUGUUUUCUACGUCCUGGCUUGAAAGCAGUUUUACCAAAAGAGUAAAUAAAUAAAUAAAUAAAUAACACCCUGUUGUAUAUUUUCAUCACUUUUCUCACUAACCGCUUUGAAAUUCCUUCUUUUAUCUGUCAGAAACAACUAUGUACAUUAUUUAUUGCUGCUUGUAUAUCCCGUCACAUUUGGUGAGCAACAACUUUUGGUUUGUAUUUAUUGUAUUCAGAAGAGAUCUCUGCCUCUGUGCUUCUGUUUAGAGCUCCACAUCUGGUGCAGAUGUGCCGCUACGUGUGACCAUUUAUCUGAUUAUUUAUUCCAGUGUCAUAACUCAAAUCUUCAGUAAUAAAGUUCCUGAUGUCUGCUUCA